Messenger RNA from Bicyclus anynana (squinting bush brown), 1199 nucleotides. RefSeq lists its product as uncharacterized. NCBI's taxonomy places the organism in Eukaryota, Metazoa, Arthropoda, Insecta, Lepidoptera, Nymphalidae. The coding region runs from base 482 to 1147 and encodes 221 amino acids. The transcript has 5 exons. The record is from RefSeq and is a predicted model, not a curated record.
GGUACAGAAAAUCAAAUCCAAAUCUACUUUGCCGUUACUACUACAACGUUACUUACUUUUAUUUACGGGGGUAGUGUUAUAUCUAAAUGCACAGUGUAUAUAAAACUUAGUAAAGUUAAUUAUUUUUAAAUUCAAAAAAACAUAAUGACUUUAAAAAUUCGUGAUGUGACUGCUAAUGUCUAAUCUAGACAUUUUGUUUAAAAAAAGAAAAAAAAAACAUCAAAAUGUUUUUAUCUUCCCUCAUUGAAGAAAUUCUAGUGCAACUCAAAUUUUUGGCUUCAAAAGCUGUAUUAAAUUAUGUAGGGUGUCAUUUAGCAAAAGUAGUAAUUGUAAAUUUAAAAAAUAUUAACUUUAUAUAUUAACUUGAAACGUGUAUCUCUAUGGGUUAUAUACCCUCUAAAAUGUAAUUUCUACAACUACCUACAUAUUAUAAUAAUUUGAAUUCAAAUUAUCGAUGAAAUAUCAGUUAAACUAAGAGAAAAUGGAUUUCAACACAACAACAAACAUUGAGUACACGUGGCCUUUUCCAAAGCCUAUUGUAGGAAAACCAUGUGAGCCGCCAAGCCCAGACGCUAGGCCCACAGUUCGCCCGGCGCCAGUAGCGCCGUACUGCCAUUGCGACGCUCACUCGUACGAGCCGCGUAUAGAGCAGUACAAGCAGUUGUUGGACAAGGAACAGAAGCUGUGCCACGACUAUGAACUGCUGAGACGGCAGAUGGUCGACGUAACAAAUGACAUUUUGGAUCAUCCCUGCGAUGAUCUUGAUAGCAAAAUGUUGACAAUUUACCAGGAGACAUACAAAAAACGAUCAUUCCCUACAUCGGACUACCGAGCAAUAGUGGCAGCGUCACAGUCGAGCGCUCCUAUACCCCGGGAGAGUCAGCGUCUCGGAAUGCUGCGCUGCUACAAAGACCCCACCCACUUCACGGAUAAACCCCCCACUGUUCGUCCCACCAUCAACCCCCCUGGGCCAGUCCAUACCGGUGUUUCUCCUCAGGCUAUACAAACAUGGUUUACGGAGUUUCCUGGAAGAACAGAAUACAUGGACACUUACAGUGCUUCGGCUAAAGCUUGCUGGAGAUCGAUGCAGAGAUUCAAAGAACCGAUGCCAUCUACACGGAGAAGGGCAGAUGAUAACUGUGUAUAAUCCAGAAUGUUUUGUUAAUUUGGUUUUAUUUUGGAAACAAAAAUAAAUUAAG